This is a messenger RNA of Xyrauchen texanus (razorback sucker), 5970 nucleotides long. RefSeq lists its product as uncharacterized. The coding region runs from base 433 to 3657 and encodes 1074 amino acids. The record is from RefSeq and is a predicted model, not a curated record. Lineage: Eukaryota; Metazoa; Chordata; Actinopteri; Cypriniformes; Catostomidae. The transcript has 10 exons.
CGUCGGACGUAAUAAGAGAAAUGAUCGAGAAUUCUGCGUUGAAAUCUUUAUGCGUUGUAUGUAUGUCAUACCUAAUGUUGUGCAUACCUUAACGAUAAGGCGUGUUCAGUUUGCUCUUUAAAUCUGCACAGUACUCUGGAUAUGGGUCUGUAGAGUCGCCGGAAAUGACUUCUCACUGGCUUAGGGGAAUCACAUCUGAGCCGUGAAUCAGGAGGAUGGUUCCGCGAGCAUUAGUGAUAUAACUGCACAUUUUCACCUCCGGAGACAUUUAUUUGCGGGGACUGACAGCUGCAAACGAGAAAACAACCGAGAAGAAAGAAAAUCAUACACAUCUGGGAUGGUAUGAGGGUGAGUAAAUGAUGAGAGAAUUUUCUAUUUGGGUGAACCAUCCCUUGGAGCACCAUUCAAAUACCCAGUCCGUCAAUCCCUAAAAUGAUGUUGUCCAAUCCUCCGACUGAACAGAAAGUGACAGCGCAGGUACCUGCAUCUGCAGCUGGUCCAUGCCGGCGUGCUCCACAUUCUCCGCUGUAUCAGGAGCAGCUGGCCACAGGAUGCCGAGAAACCAGCAAGGAAGAGAGUGGAUCUGGUGGCAGCCCUCUGACAUCUGUCUUUGAGAAAGCCAUGUGGGAAGUUCCUCCAGAGACUGACGGAACACGAAGACAGAUGCCGUUUGAUCCUAGUUCAGCUCGCAUGCACAUGUAUACUCGUGACGAUGAAGAGGGCAAGUUGAGGGAUCCACGAACAUGGACAUCUGCCACCGUCAAUUCAGCUCCUUUAACUGGCCCAUCAGGAGAGCAACUAGGCAUUCUAGAACGAUUUCUUGUGUCCCAUCAAACUGAGAUGAAACAACUGCUGACAAAUACCUUUGACUCUCUGACCAAGCGUUUUGAGGCAGUGGAGAAGAGGAUGGACCAACUGUGUUCACAAAGCUGUGCCCACACAUGGAGUUUAUCCCUGCUUCACAGUAAAGUUGGCCAACUGGGCAGAGACUUGUCCUCUAGCUGUCCGAAUACUCCUUGUGUUUUACCUGCUUGCAGUCUUGGAGAGGAUCCAAAAGUGUCAAAAGACAACAAAGGAAUGAUCUCAAAUAUUUCCUCUUCUAGACCACUUUAUAGUGCACUGUUCCCAGAGGUAAAUAAAGACCCUGUGUGUUCAUGGGCAAUAUCAACUCCUUCCCAGGCCAGGCAAAGCCUUGCCCAUAAGCCUGAGGACUCUAGCUGUCAGUGUCUAAUUGGGAAUUGCAGUGCUUCCAGUUCAUCAUGUGGAAUGCUGAAAACUAGCCUUUCGAGACCGGCUGAGAACUGUUUGCAGGGGAACUACUCGCCUGUUUCCGACUUUGAAGAACUGGAGAUGGAAUUGGAAGCUGAAAAGGAUAGAGUUGCAUUAAGCUUAUUGGUUGAUUCUGUUCUCAGCAGCUCCGAUAACAAUGAUAGCCUGGAACUCCCUUGUAAACAGGAGGCUCAAUCUUCUGAUAGUGUGGAGAAUGCUGUUUCCAGCCAGGAAUUAGAAGCCACCAAGAAUAAUCAGUCUUUACAUGUUCCUUCACACCCCCAGGUGCCUUCCUUUAGCACUCAAUUUCUCAAAUAUUCAUCUCCAAGUGGCUUGAGUUCAAAGCCAUAUAUGGAUCCUCUUUAUUUAUUUUCAAAUGCAACAAAAUCAAAGACCUCUGUGAAACAUGUGGCAUUGACAAAUUCCACAAAAGACAAGAGUGAGAAUAGUCAGCCGCAGUCCUUUAGUCAAAUUACCUUCUCAAAACCGCUUGGAGCACAACUUAAUGCUGAUAAAUCCAAGGCUUGUUCAGUUCUCUUAGAUCAUUUUCAGACUUCUAAUAAGAAAGAGGAAGAAAUCAGGGAAAAGAUUGUCAUAAAAGAUGAUAAGCCACGCUUAACAAGUGUUUUUCACUCUUCUACCUCAUUGAGUAUUAGAUCUUCAGUAUUGGGGAGCCUCCCAACUUCAAGACAAACAGAAGGACAGGCAGGUAGAAAUAUUGGAGAUUCUACUGACAGCACAAAGGUAGGUAGUAAGGGACAAAGUGAGCAAGUUGAGGAGCAUACUAGCUUUGAUGGUCAGUUUUCAUACUCAAAAGAUAGCUCAUUAAAACUUCCUUUUCAAGGGUCAUUAAUCCUGCCAUGCUGUGAACUCACUUUACCAAACCAAUUGAUAAAAAGUGUAGGGGACCCAAAAACACUGGGUUCACUUUUGCCGGUUUCUCAAACACCCUCAAGUUCCCAACUCUUUGCUCCUAGAAACGGGUCCUCAAAACCAUUUAAUCUAGAACUCAAGUCUAACCAUGAUACUGAAAAACUGUUGAAUCAACUCUCUGACACUGCCCAGCGCUUGGUGUCCAGCAGCUGCUCCACAAAUGACUUGGCACUGCCAGACAGAUGGACUGGUUGUAGUAGGUCUGAUUCCAAGCUCAAACACUACGAUGGUAGGAAACGUCACCUUCCUGGAUUUCCUUCUGUUAAAGUAGGUGAAACGCUUUCUCUGUCCUUUCAUGAGGAGAAAGAAGAGAUAUCUGACCAUUGGCAGCCAGUUCUUGAGGACUCAAUAGUCCCCAUCUCACCUCGGUUGACUCAGACACUAACUUGUCCUUCUUAUGCUUUGUCUAUCAAUCAGGAGCUGGAUAAAGACACUGUGUGUUCUAGCUUGUCUCAAGUUUUUCAGCCCAACACUCUGCCUAUGUCUAUUUCAAGCAAAGGGAGCUUCUCUUUGGCAGGUAUUAAUACUGUCCUGGCUUUAUCUUCUCCAUCGUCCUUCAGACUGUGGUUUCGACACAGGCGAAUCAACUUGCACAUGCAGGUGUCACGUCCUGGUGUCCAUAGAGUUGUAAGUUGGAUUUUGGGCCAGUGCAAGUCUCAUCCUUAUCGACCACUGGUUGACUUUACAGCCCCACCAGGUUUUGACAACGAUCACCACUAUACACGACGAUCCAGUCAAGAAGCUACACCCUGCAGGAAAAGGGCUUCAGCACGGAAAGCCUCAUCAACAUUUCAUCUGUCAAAAAUUCGUCUUACACCAGAACGGAGUCUGGAUCAUUCCCCACGGCACAGCAUCAGCCCUAAAUCUUUGCGUUUGGAUGGAUCUCCCACGGAAUCUGCCCCCAGUUUUGCUUUUGUCAGUGCAAAUGUGAAAUACCCUGGUCUGCAUGGUCGGGGGGCAUCUAGAGAAAUGAACCAGGUGGGACUUUAUGAUGCUAAUGCUGGAGCUCCACCUGGUCAGCGUUCCAAAAAGGUCUCCCAAAUUAGGAUUCGCAAGACUGUUCCAAAACCUGAUAACAACCUUACUCCAAUGGGACUUCCCAAACCAAAGAGGUUGAAGAAAAAGGAAUUCAGUUUGGAAGAAAUAUAUACCAACAAGAAUUACAAGUCUCCAACCCCUAACAGUAGUCUGGAGACGAUAUUUGAAGAGCCGAAAGAGAAGAAUGGCACUCUGGUGUGCAUUGGUCAUCAGAAACGUAAAAGAGUUCUAGAUUUUCCAGAUUUCACACUGCCACGGAAACGUAAGGCUAAAAGUAACCUGGGGCCGCUACGUGUAAAGGGGCCACGGGGAAGGGCUCGUAGGGGUAGACAAGAUGAUGUUGACCUUGACAUAAUGCUAAUCGAGAGGCUUACAGAACUGGAAGACUACUUUUCUCGCCAAGGCCUGGAGGUUUAAACAAAGAUGUUUCCACAAAUCUUCAUUUUCAGUUCUUGUGAACAGGUUUAAGUUACCAAAAAUGUUGGUUUUUGUCAUACUGCCUGAACACGCAAAGAAUUAGAGCUUCACACAUCAUUGGAUGGACAUUUUUCCUGUAGCAUUUACAGUUGAGACUUCAAAUUAAUGUGCACUGACCCAAAAGACAUUUGAGCAGUGUGUUUGUGUGUGAGGUGGUCCAUAAUACAAGCACAUUAUAGUUAAACUUAAACGAAGCACUUUCUGUUUCCCCACAAUGUGAUUGUUGCAGCUAUGUUACUCUCGCAUUCGCUACACGUUGCUAACCAACAUGUUCCUUACCGUGAUUUUUAAGCCUGUGAUUGAAGACUGUUUAUGCAUUUUAUGUUAUCACAAAUAAGGUGGGUGCUCAUUCUAGACUACUAACGAUCUAUCAAAUUAGCAGCUUGAAUUAAUGAACCAUUUUUCCAUGUGCAUUAAGUCUGGACUAGCAAUUAUUACUUAUUCCCUGUGUAUCUGAAAUGCUAUUGGACUUGCUACCAAAAACCGGACUAGAAAAAAUAUAUAUUUUGUAAGUUGUUAUCAUCUUUUAAGUCAGUCUCUUAAAGAAAUAGUUCACCCCAAAAUGAAAGUUCUCAACAUUUACUCCCAGAUGUGUAUGACUUUCUUUCUUCAAAUAAAGAUUUUUACAAGAAUAUUUCAGCUCUGUAGGUCCAUAAAAUGCAAGUGAAUGGUUCAGAACUUUGACGCUCCAAAAAGCACAUAAAAUCAGUAUACAAUUAAUCCAUAAUACUCCAGUGGUUUAGUCCAUGUCUUCAGAAUUGAUAAGAUAGGGGUGUGUGUGAAACAGAUCAAUAUUAAGUCCUUUUUUUACUACAAAUCUCCAAUUUCACAUUAUUUUGUUUUUGGUGAUUUACAUUAUUCAUUUUUAUUGCCACCUACUGGGCAGGGAGGAUUUAUAGUAAAAAAGGACUUAAAUAUUAACCUGUUUCUCACCCACACCCAUCAAAUAACUGAAGACAUAGAUUUAACCACUGGAGUCGUGUGUAUUACUUUUAUGCUGACUUUAUGUGCUUUUUUGAGCUUCAAAGUUCUGGGCACCAUUCACUUGCAUUGAAUGGACCAACAGAGCUGAAAUAUUCCUCUAAAAAUCUUUGUGUUCAGCAGAAGAAAGAAAGUCAUACAUGUCUGAGUUGGAAUAAGAGUGAGUCAAUGAUGAGAGAAUUGUAAUUUUUUGGGUGAACUGUCCCUUUAAGGCACUGUGCAGUAUUUGGGAUUUCUUUGCGAUUUUUGUUUCUUUUAAAAAUCUUAAUGUAUUUCAUUUAGAUGUUAAAGAUUGUGUUUUUGCAUGUGGUGUUCUUGGGCUGUCAUGAUAAAAUUUGCUUUCUUUCAGCCUUUUUAAGUUAAAUUGAUCCAUUGCAGCUGUCCAUCUAAUGCCUCACUGUUUGAUUUAAAUGAAUUUGUAUUUGGUAGUAUUAAAUUAUUACAUAUAUUAUGCCAGAUAGUAAGAGAACAUGCAGAGACUCUAACACAAGAUAAGCCAGUAAUUUAAAAUGUGUGUGUGGGGGGGCGGGGUUGUAAAUGAUUUGAUAAAUGUUUGCAGUGAAUCUAUGCUUCUGUCUUGCAGGUGUAAUAUCUGGUUGACGUUAAGAAAGCUUUUUUACACCCCCCACCACUUGGUUUAUUUAGCAGCUAAUAAAGUGAUGAGCUGGCCCGAUUGGACAUGGGUUGUUUUAGUUUUAUCAUUCCAUUGUACAGCUUACUUUUUCUUAUUGUUUGAGAAUGCAAGCAAGGCCAGGUAUUUAGUCUUGAUGUGGUCAUGUUUUAUUUUUCCUAUUGGAGAGCUUUUACAAUCAACUUUAAUGUAGUUUUGGACCUAUAAUCUAAAGCUUUGAAAGUCUAUCAGAUAUCUGCACUUGACUUCCAAAGAGUCUGUGCCUUUACCUGACAAGCAUCUCUGUGCCAGUAGAACGGAGUGAUAGAAACGUGAUUUCAACACAACCUGUAACCAUAAGUAGUCUGCUUAUUUCUUUAAACUGUUAGGAUGGUACACACAGACCCUAAUUUUGAAAGGAAAGGUGUUGUAUGUUUACACAGGUGUGCAGUGGAACUGCCUGUUUGAUCUUUUUUCAUGAUGGAAAGAUUUCCAUUUUGUGUUGAUCUUUUUUUUAUUUCUUUAUUUCCCUUCCAUCCACACAGUGUUAUAGAUACUGCGACUGUACUUCUGAUCUUUUAGCCCACCAACACUAAAUACUGCUUGAGUGCUGUAAUGCAGUGUGAUUUUAUAUAAGUAUUUUAUGAAUAAAAUUGUGUUAA